This is a messenger RNA of Bursaphelenchus xylophilus (pine wood nematode), 570 nucleotides long. Lineage: Eukaryota; Metazoa; Nematoda; Chromadorea; Rhabditida; Aphelenchoididae. The record is from the annotation of a GenBank genome assembly.
AUGUUGUUAUUUCCUCUCCUAAUCUCAGCAGUUUUUGCUGAAGAAAGCAGAUUCAAGGCACUAUGGAAUCUGAAUGCAAUGGCCGAAUGCCAUCUCGGAUACACUGCUUUGGUCUACAACAACUACGGAUGCUGGUGUGGAGUGGGCGGGGCCGGGGAUCCCGUUGAUGAGAUCGAUGCGUAAGCCUGAUCAGAUGAAUUCAUGACACUGGUUUAGAUGUUGUCGAGCACAUGACAAGUGUUAUGACGCGGCUAUAGACAAGAAAUUCUGCCCAGACGUCCCUAUUGAAUACGUUGAAGAUUACAGUUGGACCUGCAACAAGACGGUUGUUGAUGACCGCCCUUUCAAAGAGCCCUCUUGUAAACGUAAGACUCGUCUAUUUUGAAUUAAAUUGCUCUAGCGACUACAAACAAGUGCAAGCAAGCGAUGUGUGACUGCGACAAGCAUGUUGUGGACUGUUGGGGACGGUACCCCCGACCUGCAGCCAAGAAGUCCUGCUCUCAUCGAUUGGACAAAGCCCUGGCCAAAUCAUUUUUCGAAGCUCUCCUGAAUCCGACAAUUCGAUACUAA